Molecule: messenger RNA, 351 nt
Organism: Aspergillus chevalieri
Lineage: Eukaryota; Fungi; Ascomycota; Eurotiomycetes; Eurotiales; Aspergillaceae
Gene: SMD3
Product: putative small nuclear ribonucleoprotein SmD3
Exons: 4
Coding region: 1-351 (116 amino acids)
Biological process (GO): spliceosomal snRNP assembly; RNA processing
Cellular component (GO): U5 snRNP; U4 snRNP; U1 snRNP
Molecular function (GO): RNA binding
Source: RefSeq, a predicted model, not a curated record
AUGGGCAAGUUAACCAGUACGAUCGGGAUUCCGAUCAAGCUUCUGAAUGAAGCGCAGGGUCACGUCGUCACCCUCGAGAUUACAUCCGGCGUCGUCUACCGAGGAAAGCUCUUGGAGGCCGAGGACAACAUGAACGUCCAACUCAAAGACAUCACCGUGACCGCCCGCGAUGGUCGCGUCUCGCAUCUCGACCAGGUUUACAUCCGGGGGAGUCAUGUGCGGUUCUUCAUUGUGCCGGAUAUGUUGAGAAACGCACCUAUGUUCCGCUCGAGAGGCCAGCGCGGCAGAGGUGUCGGAUUGGCGCGUGGUAAGGCGACGGUGCAGAGGGCUAGGGGACAGCGGAGGGGUUGA